UUAAACAUUGACAAGAAGACAUAAAUAUGUCUUGUGUCCAGAAAAUAAUGUCUGCAUCCAACUGCCUCUCGUUCCCUCCCUUUUUGCCUUCCCCUUUCUCUGAUCCUCUCUCCCUUGCUCCAUAGCUUCCUUAUACCUCAAUGGCGGGGAGCUGUCAGGUGGAAUCCUGCAAGGUUGAAACCAGCGAUGGAAUUAAGCUCCACACCCGAGUGUUCAAACCUAGCGAUGAGGUGAAGGACAGCCUGGUGGUUGUUCUCGUCCAUCCCUACUCUGUUUUGGGUGGUUGUCAAGGCCUAUUGAAGGGAAUCGCAAGUGGGUUAGCUGAGAGAGGCUACAGAGCUGUGACCUUCGACAUGAGAGGGGCCGGCAAAUCAAGCGGUAGAGCUUCUCUCACCGGUUUUUCUGAAAUCCGUGAUGUUGUUGCUGUCUGCAAGUGGGUCACUGAGAACUUGUCCACUGACAGAAUUUUGUUGGUCGGUUCUUCUGCAGGUGCACCCAUAUCAGGCUCGGCCGUUGAUCUAGUAGAACAAGUCGUUGGUUAUGUCAGUCUGGGAUACCCUUUUGGUCUCACUGCAUCCAUCCUCUUUGGGCGGCAUCAUAAAGCCAUCUUACAGUCCCCAAAACCAAAACUAUUUGUCAUGGGCACCAGGGAUGGAUUUACAAGCGUGAAACAAUUUGAGAACAAGCUCAAAUCUGCAUCAGGACGUGUGAAAACUCAUCUGAUUGAAGGAGUGAGCCACUUCCAGAUGGAGGGGCCCAAUUAUGACGCUCAAAUGGUCGAUCUGAUUCUGGAAUUCAUCGGAUCCUUGUAGUGAUUGCACCAGCCUGGCCAAUGGCCAUGCUUUAUGCUGGCAGGAUGAAAGUGAAAUACAUUAUGUUAGUAAUUCCAUUACCAAGAAGACUAUUGACUUGGCUUUCAAAGACUCGGCCCAGUUUGGUCGUUUCCCAUGA
Nelumbo nucifera (sacred lotus) is the source of this 951-nucleotide messenger RNA. RefSeq lists its product as uncharacterized. The record is from RefSeq and is a predicted model, not a curated record. Lineage: Eukaryota; Viridiplantae; Streptophyta; Magnoliopsida; Proteales; Nelumbonaceae. Gene Ontology annotation, molecular function: hydrolase activity.